Mucor velutinosus is the source of this 2094-nucleotide messenger RNA. RefSeq names its product cAMP-dependent protein kinase catalytic subunit. The transcript has 5 exons. Gene Ontology annotation, molecular function: FAD binding; fatty acid binding; acyl-CoA oxidase activity. Gene Ontology annotation, biological process: fatty acid beta-oxidation using acyl-CoA oxidase; lipid homeostasis. The coding region runs from base 1 to 2094 and encodes 697 amino acids. The record is from RefSeq and is a predicted model, not a curated record. Lineage: Eukaryota; Fungi; Mucoromycota; Mucoromycetes; Mucorales; Mucoraceae. Gene Ontology annotation, cellular component: peroxisome.
AUGGCUGUUACAUUUCCCAAGCAUCUAAAGCCCAUCGAGCCUCAAGGAGCCACCUUAUUGCAGCAAGAGCGUGCCAAUGCCACCUUUAAAUCAAGCGAAUUGAUGGAAUACAUCUACGGCAAGCAGUACCUCGAGACAAGAGACCGCAUCUUGCACAUUCUUCAAAAUGACCCUAUCCUUGGUGACAAGUCGCACCGCUACUACAAUGGAAGAGACUUUCGCUUUAAAAAGUCGUUGGCUGCCGCAAAGAGAAUGGCUGAACUCGUCAGAGAGCACAAGUGGACCGAUGAAGAGUUUGGUAUUGCUGAGUUCUUGUUUGACGAACCCAGCGCUUUCCGUCUUCACCGUAGCAUGUUUAUGCCUACCAUCUUGAAUCAAGGUACUGAGGAGCAAAAGAAAUUGUACCUGGAGCCUGCCAUGAGAUACGAAAUCAUCGGUUGCUAUGCUCAAACAGAGCUUGGCCAUGGAUCCAACGUGCGUGGCUUGGAGACGACAGCUACUUAUCACCCAGAAACACAAACAUUUGUCUUCAACUCGCCUACGUUGACUUCAUCAAAAUGGUGGAUCGGUGGUCUCGGUGUGGCUGCCAACCAUGCUAUCGUCAUGGCUCGCCUAAUCAGCAACGGAAAAGAUCACGGACCUCACCCUUUUAUCGUGCAGAUCAGAAACUUGGAAAACCAUCAACCUUUGGAGGGUAUCACUGUAGGCGACAUUGGUCCCAAAUUUGGAUUUAAUACGGUUGACAAUGGCUUUAUCCUAUUCGAUCAUGUGCAUGUGCCACAUAUUGCCCUGCUGGCUCGUUAUUCCAGCAUCAACAAAAUCACAGGCGAGUAUGUGACGCCACCCAACUCUAAAUUGGCUUAUGGCACCAUGGUGUUUGUGCGCGCAAACAUUGUUCUUGAAUCUCGUUAUGUGCUUGCAAGAGCUGCUACCGUUGCUGUUCGUUAUUCUGCUAUUCGUAGUCAAGGCUCAGAUGCUGCCAAUCCCAAACAGGUGACAGCUGCCGAUGGAUCUGUCAAGACGGUUGAAACACCUGUAUUGGACUACACUAUGCAACAGUACAGAUUGUUCCCUAUCAUUGCUCAAGCCUACGCAUGCCAUUUUACUGGUCAAGAAAUGCAUCGCAUGUACUAUGAAAAUCAAGAAAAGAUGGCUCAAGGUGAUUUCUCCUACCUAGCUGAUCUUCAUGCUUCUUCUUCUGGAUUGAAGAGUUUGACGACCACGUUGGCUGUCUCUGCGAUUGAAGAUUGUCGUCGUGCUUGUGGUGGUCACGGCUACUCUUUGUUCUCUGGCCUUGGCCAAUUCUAUCAAGAUUACCUUCCCAAGGCUACCUGGGAAGGCGACAAUUACUUGCUGACUCAACAAACUGCUCGCUACUUGCUCAAGACAAUGAGAUCUGUGCGUGCUGGUAAAAUCAAUGACAAGAACGCUACCUUCUCUUCACAGUAUAUUUCAGAGUAUCUCUCUAAUCCUCAGGCUCGCUGUCCUUUCACAUCGGUCCAAGAUUUGAGCAACCCUGAAGCAUUGCUAUCCGCCUUCAAAUUCCGUGCUGCUUUCCUUGUUGAAAAGGCUAUUUAUGCCAUCGAUGUAGAGCAAACUACUUGGAACGACAUGUUGGUUGAAAUCUACAGAAUCUCGCGUGCACAUUGCCAACUAUUGAUGGUCUCUAAUUUUGUGAAGGCUGUGUUCAAUGACAGUGCUAUGGCGAAAUCAGAUAUGGGUAGAGCACUUCAGCGUGUCGCUAUUCUCUUUUGUCUUUCCACGCUGGAACAAGAGGCUGCUGAUUUCUUGACCUCGGGCUAUCUCUCGCCUGACCAAGCAUUGAUGAUCAAGCAACACACCAUUGCUGUUCUCAAAUCCAUUCGUCCUGAUGUCGUUGCUCUUGUCGAUGCCUUUGGUUUCCCUGAUUAUCUCUUAAACUCGGCUUUGGGCGAAAAUAAUGGUGAUGUCUAUGAAAAGAUGACAGCCAUGGCUGAAAAAGAACCCCUCAAUCAAAGCAAGGUGGCUGAUGGCUAUGAGGAUUAUAUUCGUCCUCUCAUUCACAGUGGUAAAAGUGCUUGGAAGAUUGAUCAAAAGGGUGUAGCUAGACUUUAG